Molecule: messenger RNA, 2913 nt
Organism: Girardinichthys multiradiatus
Lineage: Eukaryota; Metazoa; Chordata; Actinopteri; Cyprinodontiformes; Goodeidae
Product: lysosomal alpha-glucosidase-like
Biological process (GO): glycogen catabolic process; lysosome organization
Cellular component (GO): lysosomal membrane
Molecular function (GO): carbohydrate binding; alpha-1,4-glucosidase activity
Source: RefSeq, a predicted model, not a curated record
GAAGCUGUUGAUCCACUGACAGGUGGAUAAAUUCCGUCUUUAUUUUUUCUGUAUUUAUAUGAAACAGUUGAAAAUCAUUAAUUUAUUUGGGUUGGUAGGGGGGCUCCUUGUUUUUGCUAUUUUACCAAUAAGUAUUGGGAGUUUGAGCUUGUUUGUCCCAUCACGCUUGCCUUAGUAUUUUUAUCCUUUCUGACGCCAACUGUUUCUUCUUUUAGCUGUAACGUCGGUACAGAUUCAUUUGCUGUAGUGGUUUGCUUUUGUUACCAGUUUCAUUUUAUUCGCUUUUACGCCGAUAUUUUACUGGACGAGACAACUCGUAUUUUCUAAGUUAGCAUUUAUAGCUUCGACAUAACAGGGUUCGCUAAACAGGAGUUUCUAUGGGUCUGUUUUUGUAGGAUGGGUACUUUGUCUAAGUUAACUGUCACCGUGCUCCUUUCUCUUUCUUUGCUAGUGUGUUUACACAGGGACCUUUUGUUCAGCAAUGAAGGCAGACUCGUUUGGUCAGUUCAUUACGAUCAUAAUGAGGUUAUAGCACAUAAAAAGACUGGUUAUUAUUAUCCUGGAGUACCAAAGAGUAUUUCAAAGAAUGAUAUCCACCCAGAAAGCCUCCAAAGUUCUGGGAAUUCCAGACAAACUGAAUGCACCACGGCUCCGGGGAGUCGGUUUGACUGUGGCAGGGACAGGCUGCCGAGCCAGGAGGAGUGUGAGGAGAGGGGGUGCUGCUAUGCUCCUCUGACCAGAUCUGCAGGACCACCCUGGUGCUUCUACCCUGCUCUGUACCCAGGCUAUACCAUGGGACCCCUCACCCCCAGUAGGAGGGGUCAAAUUGCCACCCUGUCCCGGGUCAACCUAUCCUAUCUUCCCAAAGAUAUUUCUACUCUGAGCCUGGAUGUCAUAGAGGAGUCUUCAAGUUGCUUUCACAUUGUUGUAAAGGACCCCUCCUCUCAGCGGUAUGAAGUCCCCCUCCCAGGUGGCACUCCUCAGACAGAAGCGUAUACCCAGGAUGUCCUCUACACCACAGAAUACCAGCAUGAUCCCUUCGGUUUCGUAGUGCAACGCAAGUCCAAUGGAAGGGUCCUGAUGAACACCACAGUUGCUCCCUUGCUGUUUGCUGACCAGUACCUGCAGCUGUCCACCACACUGGCCUCCUCCCUGGUGUCUGGCCUUGGAGAGCAUUACACGCCUCUCGUCCUGGACCUGAACUGGACAUCACUGACUCUUUGGAACAGAGACAUGGCCCCACAUGCUGACGCUAACCUCUAUGGCUCCCAUCCAUUUUAUAUGGUGCAGGAAGAGAACGGCUUUGCACAUGGAGCUUUCCUUCUCAACAGCAAUGCAAUCGAAGUGAUGCUGCAGCCAACUCCAGCUCUCACCUGGGUGUCCACUGGUGGAAUCCUGGAUCUGUACAUUUUUUUGGGCCCUGACCCUCAAAGUGUGAUACGACAGUACCUCCAGGUCAUUGGGUAUCCCAUGAUGCCUCCUUAUUGGUCACUGGGCUUUCAUCUUUGUCGCUGGGGUUAUGUGACUAGUAAUGCAACUCGCAUGGUUGCACAACGCAUGCACAGUGCAAACUUUCCCAUGGAUGUACAGUGGAAUGACUUAGACUAUGCAGACAAGCGAAGGGUGUUUACCUUUGACCCGAUGCGAUUUGGUGACCUUCCAGAGAUGGUGCAGGAGUUUCAUAAGAAAGGCAUGAAGUACAUCCUCAUUCUGGACCCAGGCAUUAGCAGCACCAGCCCCCCUGGAACAUACCCUCCUUUUGAAGACGGUGUGAAACGAGAUGUAUUUCUUAAAAAUGCAACUGGGCACAUUCUGAUAGGGAAGGUUUGGCCCGGCCCGACAGCAUUUCCUGACUUCACCAACCCUGAGGCCAGGCAGUGGUGGGAGGACUGCAUCAGAAUCUUUUAUUCCAAAGUUCCUGUAGAUGGUGUGUGGAUUGAUAUGAAUGAACCAUCCAGUUUCGUCCAGGGAUCAGUGGAGGGCUGCCCCGACAAUGAGCUUGAGAAACCACCAUACACGCCCAGGGUGGUUGGCGGCCAGUUAAACUCAGGAAAUCAGCAGAAUUUGUCCAGUCAUUACAACCUGCACAAUCUGUACGGAUUGACUGAAGCUUAUGCAACGCACAGUGCUCUCAUGAAGAUUCAGGGGAGUAGAUCCUUUGUUUUGUCUCGAUCCUCUUUCCCUGGCAUUGGGUGUUUUUCUGCAGUGUGGACAGGAGAUGUGAGGAGUGACUGGGAACAGCUUCGGUUCUCCAUCGCUGCGGUGCUGCAGUUCAGCCUGUUUGGAGUGCCCCUGGUGGGAGCGGACAUCUGCGGCUUCGAAGGCAACACCACAGAGGAGUUGUGUGUGCGAUGGAUGCAGCUUGGUGCCUUUUAUCCAUUGAUGAGGAACCACAAUGACAAGCCCAACGCUCCUCAAGAGCCGUAUGUAUUUGGGCAGAAGGCCCGAGCAGCCAUGCGGAGUGCGUUGAACCUUCGCUACUCCCUUCUCCCGUUCCUCUAUACAAUCUUCCAUCAUGCGCACACAUCUGCUGACACUGUUGCUAGGCCCCUCUUCAUGGAGUUUCCCACCGACCCUAACUGUCUGACCCUAGACCAACAGUUCCUGUGGGGGAGUUCACUUCUCAUCAGUCCAGUUUUAGAGCAAGGGGCGGUAGAACUGAGAAUCUACCUGCCAGCUGGCUCUUGUACCAAGUGCAUAAUGUGAGUGGCCACACAGGUUCAUUACCGUCGACUACGGCAACAAAGACAGUCACCUGCAAAAUGUUCAAUCCCCUUGGACAUUACAACCACAAACUUCAAUGCAUUUUCUUUUAGAAAUCUUUUUACAGAUAAGAAAAUCUGAUAAGUGUGGCAUGAUUUUGUACUCGGCUCCCUUAAUCUAGAACCCUUUCAUAAAGGCUAGUGCAACCAA